Messenger RNA from Xenopus tropicalis (tropical clawed frog), 3492 nucleotides. Its product is annotated as probable peptidyl-tRNA hydrolase 2. The transcript is spliced from 7 exons. Gene Ontology annotation, molecular function: peptidyl-tRNA hydrolase activity. Bases 140 to 709 code for a protein of 189 amino acids. The record is from RefSeq and is a predicted model, not a curated record. Lineage: Eukaryota; Metazoa; Chordata; Amphibia; Anura; Pipidae.
UACAGAUGCUGAAUACUUCCGCCGCCUGUAUGUAGUUCCGGACACGUGGUUCUAAUUCUAUCAGCGCAUUACAGAGAAGGAGCGAUCCGGCUUUACUGGGAAUAAAGGAAAAAAAAAGAAAAUACAAAACAAAGGUGUGAUGGAGACCUGUGAGCAAGAAAGCGCUGAUGAAGCCCAGGGAGCUGUGGAGGUGAAUAUGGAUUAUUUGCUGCAGCUGAAGGAGCUCGAUAUCCCGGAGGAAGAAGCAAAAAAGGCCCUUAUUGUGACUGGAAAUGUCUCGGCAGAAGAAGCGGCAAUAUUUUAUUUCGAGAGCCUGGAGAGGCUGAACGAGGAAUUGGAAGAUGAACACAGUUUUCACAAAAUGGUGUUUGUAGUGAAUAUGGAGUUGCCAAUGGGCGUGGGAAAGAUUGCAGCACAAGUGGGCCAUGCAGCUGUUGGCCUGUAUCAGAACCUAAUCAAGGAACCCAAGACAAGAGAGAUGGCCUACAAAUGGGAUGAAUAUGGUGCAAAGAAGGUUGUACUUCAGGGAUCUAGUACCGCACAUUUAUUGGAACUGCAGGCAUUGGCAUUAAGCAUGAAUUUACCAAAUUACCUGGUACAGGAUGCUGGCAGAACCCAGAUUGCAGCCGGAUCCUACACCGUCCUUUCCAUUAUGGGCGAAGAAGAAAGUGUUAACAAGGUCACUGGGAAACUGAAGCUGCUGAACUGAAAAGAGCAAAGACCGUAAUGGGGGUGUUGUUGGCCACUUAUUGCUUGUGGUGUCAUUAAAAGAAGGUCUGGCAACAUCUUUCCCAACACUUUCCAUUAGAAAAGUGCAAAAAUCACUUCCAUGCCGAGAGAGGGAGAGCGCGAGCAAACUUGAACGGUCAGCGCCCAAGCGACAUACAUGAUAAGCACAACCUUGUCAUGUCAUUUUUCAUUAUUGAGACCCUUAGAAACUACAGAGGUGUUAACAAAAAAUGGCCACAUGGCUGAGAGAUCAGAAGAAUUCCAGUCUGGAUUCUGUUGGGGAAAAAAAAAAAGAUGCAUUUUAUGCCUGAAGUCUGGAUUCUGCUCAAUCAUGGCUUAAGGAAAGGGAUGUCGUACAGCGAACGUCUGGCUUGGAACCAAGUAUUUGUUGUACAGAUAAAGCCACACAGUAGUGUUCAAGCUGAGUAUUUUGUGCUUGUGACUGUUAGUCAUUGUUACAUCCAAUAACCUUGUAUGAACCUGCUUACAACCAUCUGCCCACACAAUACAGACAUUUUCUGUUGCAAACUCAUUUAAACACCUGAUUUAUAUAUCUGUAUUAAAUAUACAGAGGGGUGUCUGAAUUUCAGUGUACAGUUUCCACCAUCUGCUAAGUGGGAAGGCUGCAGGUUUCUCACCACUGAUAUAGCAUGCAAUGAAGGUAAGCUCUUCUGCCCAGUGUGUUCAGUUGCAGUUUAUUAACUGGAUUAAUUGCUUGACCCCUUGGUGCCAUAGAAUUACAUUUCUGGCCUUGCCACCGUGUCUGGCAACUUGCAGAUCAAUGAGCCUAACGUGCAAGGUUACAGAAUGUCCUGUUCUUAGUAACUUUUUACUUAGUCUUCAUUUUUUUUAAGUAAUUUUUCAUUUAUUUCCUUUUAUCUUCUGCAUCUUUCCAGCUUUCAAAUGGGGGGAGUCACUAAAAUUCAGAGGCUUCCAACCACUGAUUGUAAACCUGUUGAACUGUAAGAGCAGAGAAGCAGCUGUGAUAUUGUACAAUUCCAGGACCUUUUAUAGGAAAUUAGUGCCUGAGUGUGAGGUUCUAUCUGAAACCCACUGUAGGCAGCAGCCCUGUCUAGUUUUAUGGCUGAGACUCUUGCUGUCUUUAUUAUUGAGAAUUCUGUUUACUAAAUGUAUCUUUUGUGUGUUAUAAAUUGUCCUGUUCUUAGCAGCUUUUCAAUCGUCCUAAUUUUUUUUUAAAUGCUGGUAGUUUGGGAUACUGACCCUGUCCCCAGCAUCCAAAAAGCUCUCUCUCUCUCUCUGUGAGGCUACAGUUGUAUCCCUAUUGGUGUUUAUUACUUAUCUUUUGAUUCAGGCCCUCUGUUAUUCAUCCCCCCAGUACGUCAUUCACGCUACUGCCUGGCUGCUAGUUUCAAUUGGUCCCUAGAUAGAUAGUGGUUGAAAUUCCAAACUGGGGAGUUGCAAAAAAUAAGUAUUUAUAAAUCACAAAAAAAUUAAGACCAACUGCAAGUUGUCUAAGAGUAUCACUGUCUGUAUCAUGCUUAAAGUUAAUUUAAAGGUGAACUACCCCUUUAAACAAUGUGUUUCUGCAUUUAUGACCACUUUGUUCCUUCACUCUUCAGAAAUCUUUGGUGGUUCACCAUUAAGUUACAUUCUAGCAGGGGUGUUUUUUUUGCUGAUAUCUCACAAACCUCAUAAAUAUUUCUGCGAGGGAUCCACUGACUCCAUUUUUAGAUUUGACCAAAUAAUGAAUCCACAAAAGAUCUAGCAUAUGUCAGUUUAAAAAAAUUGCAUCAUUUAAAGCAGGGGUCCCCAACCACCGGGCGCGGACCGGUACCGGGCCCUUGACUGCAUGGGAUUGGGCCGCCGGCGUUCCCCCGAGCGGCAAGCAACGACCAAUACAGGAUGUGAAUGAGCGCGCCGCGCAUAGAGACGCGAUUAAAACGUGCCGUACACACAUCAGCGCCUGCAAUUUGUGCUGCGCCUGCACUACCGCCCCCCCCCGUCCAGUCCGUGGAAAAAUUUUCCUGUUAGUAACUGGUCCGUGGUGCAAAAGAGGUUGGGGACCCCUGAUUUAAAGGGGUAGUUCACCUGCAUGGCCAAUUGUAAGCAACUUUUCAAUUGGUCUUCAUUAAUGCUUUAGUUUUUUUUAUUUACCACCUUCUUUCUUGUAUUCAAAUGGGGGUCUCUGACCCCAGUAGCAAAAAAACUAUUGCCCUCUGACACUACAACUUUUUUGUUAUUGUUACUUUUUAUUCCUUAUGUCGCUAUUCCACUCCUCUACUAACUCUUUCAAACCACUCCCUGGUUGCUAAGGUAAUUUGUACCCUAGCAACCAGAGAGCUGCUGAACAAAAUGCAAAAUAAUUGAAAAAUUAUAAAACAAAAUGAAGACCAAUUACAAAUUGUUUGAAAAUAUUACUCUCUACAUCAUACUAAAUGUUAACUCAAAGGUGAACAACCCCUUUAAUUGCUGAGCUGUUGAUGAAAGAAAGCUGUGCAAAGAAAAUCUAAACAAUUCACUUUCCAAACCCCGGGAGUUGGUUUAAAUAGGCCGUUAUUGCAGUGAAUGGCCAUAACAGUUGGGUAUACUAAAACUGGGAUACAAUACUGUUCAUAAACAUUCUCCAUAUUGGACCAGUUCUGUUCAGCACUGGAUCUUGCUGGAUCACAGCCGUUUGGAUGGCAAAGGCCAAAGGAUUUCUGAAAUGGUUAAAAUGUGCUAACAUGGUGGCUAAAUGCUCAGUAUAAUACAGCUUAAUGUCCUUCAGGAAAACCUGCUUUUUCAUUAAAAAGGUUUUCCCAU